AUGAAGUUCUAUGAGCUGAGAAAAGAAGUAGACAGUUUUUCGACCAAACUCGAGGGAUUCAUUAUUUCUGCAAGCACGCCCCCCGCGGGCUCGCUUGGGGCCAUUCGCGACAGGAUUAAAGCCAUAUACGAUGAGGUUUUAAAACUUGAUGCCAUUUCAGAGUAUUUAAUAAUUGAUAAGCACAUUGUGUGCAUGUGCAUCACCAGGGCGCUGCUCCUUGUCAAGAUUCUUUCUUCUGAGAUAGACAUAAACAUGGGCCUGAAUGUGCUGCAGCGAAACCUGAAGCCAUCUAUCUCUGAGCUUAACUCAAAAGAAAUACUAGUAGAGGCAGUGUAUCUGUACAUACUCAAGAACAAGCAUUCGCAGGGGAUGAUAGAAGUAGUGCGCAUGCUGAAAAAGAAGGUGCAGAUAAAACAGAUCAUCACCAACACGGAGAGCGAGAUAGACCUCUUUAUGCUCAGCCAGGUGGAGAAGAUAGUGGAGGCCAAGGCUAAAGAGCUGCUCCCCAUCACACCAUCUGCCACAAACAACGACUUAAUUAUAGCCCUAAACAUCGUGCUAGAAGCAAAUAGCAUAAAAUACAUUGAGGACAUCCUUUUGAACAACGUGCACCCUCCCAUCGACAUCAGAAGCAUUCUGAGACAGCUGAUUCUGAUAGAGAGCGUGGAAAUAAGCGGACAGACCCUCGAAGUGUACCACCUUGUGCUUCAGCUGCUCUCGAAGUACAUAGAGCUGAAGAAGAAAAAAGAUCUGAUCAACAGCAAAUACGUCGUGUACGAAGUACUAGAUGAUGACUGCGUAGGCAUUAUGGUCAGAAUACUGGAAAAAGAGAACAUACCAGGAAACAUUCGGUCUGAGAUAAUGGACAUCCUAGUGGCGAGCGAUAUACAGACUAUCAACUACACGCACAUCCCCGUGAACAACAGCAACCUCAUUCCCUUCAUUCGGUACAUAGUAAAAAACAGCGACCAUGUUGAUCUGCUGUUGGAGAUACUGGAAGUGCUGGAAAUAGAAAUAACUGAGGAAGGAAAUGAGGCAGAAGUAUCUAAUUUGAUAGUAAUCAUGGACUUCCUAAACAUUAUACUCCACACAUACUCUAAUAGCAUGAUUGCAGCUGACAAUUUAACCGGAGCUAUGGGUGCUGGUCUGCCUGCAGGAAAUGAGAGAAUGAACAGUGUGCAAGCUGCGAUAAACAACAGCAUAUCCCUAGAAAAGUACAUUGGAAACAGCAUCGUAGAAGUAUACAACAACAUCAUUCCCGUCUUCACCAACCCCCUCAUCAUAUACAACUAUCUAACGAUUUUCACCCAGCUGAUCAGAGGAAACGGAAUGUCAGAUGCAACUACGCACUACUACGGGGCCAUAAACAACAGGAACAGCUUGAUGGGGCACAGUAUAAACGCACUUAGCAUAAUAUUAAAGAGAAUCAGCGCCUACAUAGUGCAAGGCGACAUGAUAUACACCGAGAUGCAAGCUGUUAAGCUGCACGAUCUAAACAGCCCCUACAGCUCCGUAUGCACAGAGGAGAGCGGAAGAGGAAAGGACAUUAUGCUAGAGUCUGUUAAAAUGCUCUUUGCCAUCAUAAUAAGCCUGCCAGAGCAGAUUAAGAGCACAAUACAAACAAGCUAUGUGCUGAAUAUUGUCUUCAGGGUUGUUAGCAAGGACAGCAGCCCUGUGUCUGAUGAUGUCAUUGCCUUUAUCAGAGGAUUCUUCACCUCAUCAACGCUCUAUAAGCUGGCCACCUCAAUUGGCAGCAAUCUGUACUCCUUUAUAUCGAUACUGAUCAGCAAAGGAGAGCUGGACACUGUCUACAGCUUAAUCCAGAACAGCAAUAAGCUGUACAAAGGCAUCCUCCACAAGGACAUCCUGUCAGAAGAAGUGCUAACAGAGCACAAGGACAAGAAUGUGCUGUACAGCAUACUAAGUACUAUCAUAGUGCAGUACUACACAGACAACUCUGCCCUUAAUAACUCUUCCAUAAACAAGAAGAUACUUGAUAUACACAGCACAGUAUUAAGCAACAUAAAGAAGCCCGUGCAGAUGUCUGAGCUGCUGGAGGAAAGCAGAGAGUUUGGGUACUUCUUCAAGAUACUUUGCGUAGUUGGAAAGACACUCGGGCUGGAGUGCAGUGACAUGCUGGAUGCGAUGCUAUCUAAGACGGGAAACAGCACUGCGAGUGCCGCCCAGUGCCAGAUAUCCCUGCUGUACAACAGCCGCAGCAGAAACAUCUCGGAGCUGUACUACUUCUACCACUUUGUGUACAGAGGCGUAGAUGUAAAGACCAAGCUGUCUCAGAAAGAGCUCGGGGCUGGGAGAGACAAAGGCCUCCUGUGCAUUACUGAGCUGCACAAUACAUACAGCAGCAACACACUGAAGUACUUAGCACUCCUCGGCCUGGAGGGGUGCGAUGUCAAAGACAAACAGCACAUAAAAAUGUACAAGGACUUGGACAUGGCCACCUUAUCCGCAAAUGAGCGAGUUUUAUUCGUCAACCAGAUUUACAGGGGGCUCUUCCUAUCAGGGCUAAUUCAGUCAGGCGAGCACUUUAUAUCGAAUCCACUGAAUGAUCCCUCCUUCAAUUCAGUGAAUGGAGCAAUGAAAGAAGAAAAAGAAAAAGAAAAGACCACUGAUGGAAAAGGACAGACACUGCACCAGGGCACUCUCUAUAAGUACGCUGACAUGUCCAUCCGGUCUGCAAUAAAAGCUACACAGGACACAGGAAUACCGCACACGCUGCCCCACGGCAUAUUGGCAGCUGGUGAGCCCUGGCUUGUCUCUGCUCUGCUCUACACGCUGUACGACAAAUCGCCCAACUCCUCGCUUGUUCUUUCGUAUAUUAAGAAAAUGAGAAAGUACACAAAAAAUGACAACACAGUCUACUCAAGGGUGCUGGCAACUGUUAUACUAUAG
This is a messenger RNA of Nematocida minor, 2910 nucleotides long. RefSeq lists its product as uncharacterized. The transcript has a single exon. Bases 1 to 2910 code for a protein of 969 amino acids. The record is from RefSeq and is a predicted model, not a curated record. NCBI's taxonomy places the organism in Eukaryota, Fungi, Microsporidia.